Messenger RNA from Pseudopipra pipra, 1446 nucleotides. Its product is annotated as ankyrin repeat domain-containing protein 26-like. The transcript has 7 exons. The coding region runs from base 4 to 1347 and encodes 447 amino acids. The record is from RefSeq and is a predicted model, not a curated record. NCBI's taxonomy places the organism in Eukaryota, Metazoa, Chordata, Aves, Passeriformes, Pipridae.
GACAUGGAGCCUGGAACAGGCAUGCAGCCAGAGGCCCAAAAGCAGGCUUUGAGAGAAGAGCUGUCCAGUCUGCUUGGGAAGUGUGAAAAACUGGAGAAGAGCAAAUGCCAGCUGCAAGAAGAGAUGACAAAACUCCAUCAUCGACUGGAGACUUUGGGGCUGGAUGGCAGCCAAACAGAACAAUGGAAAAGAGAGGUGGCAGAACGAGCUGACCAGGAAAUAAGUCCAAAGCUACAAGACGUCAGCCUCGUUUUGCCAGCACAGGCAGCCCACCAGGACACAUCAGGACAAAUCGCAGACAGUCAUUGUGAUUCCAUGAGAAUCCAGUUGGAAGAAAGAAUUAGAGAUCUGGAAAGUGAAUUGGACAGGGUCAAAAACACCCAACAAGAGAGUGCUUCUCGGAAAGAAGCAACACAGGGACAAAUGGAAAUGUACAAGGAGCUGUAUCUGGAGGAAGUGACAACCAGAAGAUGCCUUGCCAAGAAACUGGAAAGGUUGGAAAAGCUUCUGAGGAUAGACAGGAGGAAAGUCAGGGUUAAUGAAAAGAAAGAAAGCCAGUCCCAGCUGGAAGAAAUGAAGAGCAGAUAUUCUGAAAAGGUCAAGGAAGUUGAUAGAUUACGAACAGAGGUUGCUGAACUUUCCCAGCAGCUGGACAGGGAACGUGAACAGUGCACGCAGCUGGAAGCCAAAAACCAGGCUUUGCAAGAAGAGCUGUCUGCCCUGCGUGGGGAGUGCGAGAACCUGGCCAUGGACAAAUGCCAGCUGCAAGAAGAGCUGGCAAAACUGCAGCAUCACUUGGAGACCAACGUGGUGGAUCGCAGCCAACUAGAACAACAUAAAAGAGAGGUGGAAGAACGAGCAGACCAGGAAAUAAGGCAAAAACUCCAAGAAGUCAAUGAGUUUUUGCAAGCACAGGCAGCCCACCAGGACACCUUAGAAGAAAUCAGAAGCAGUCAUUUGGACUCACUGAAAAAGCAGAUGGAAGACAGAAUUAGAGAUCUUGAACGUGCACUGGGAAGGAGAAAAAGCAACCAAGCAGAAAGACCUUUUCCAGAAGAAUCCACCCAGGCAGAAGUGGACAAAUACAAAGAGCUGUAUCUGGUGGAAGCCAAAACCAGAAAAAGCCUCGCCAAGAAACUGGAAAGAGCUAAUGAGAGACUUGCAGAGGCCAACACCAAGCUCCUUUGGGAGCGCCACAGAAGCAGAUCUGCAGUCCCAAGCAGCGCUGUCAGCGGAGUUCUGGCUGCAAGUCCACUUCUGGAUUCACCUGGCCUGGGACAUCUUGGCAUCAGUUUGGGGCUGAGCAGAAGCCUGGGUCUCAGAACAGCACCCAGACACCUGUGGUAAAGCUGAAGACAGGAUGCUCCAAAGGGCCACGGCAGACCUCGAUGAAGAAGGUGGGAUCUACAUCCCAUAUCGUACCCAUGGAAGCCUUUUCAACCUAAG